Messenger RNA from Poeciliopsis prolifica (blackstripe livebearer), 626 nucleotides. RefSeq lists its product as uncharacterized. The coding region runs from base 76 to 495 and encodes 139 amino acids. Gene Ontology annotation, molecular function: death receptor binding; caspase binding. The transcript is spliced from 3 exons. Gene Ontology annotation, biological process: TRAIL-activated apoptotic signaling pathway; positive regulation of extrinsic apoptotic signaling pathway. Gene Ontology annotation, cellular component: cytoplasm; CD95 death-inducing signaling complex. NCBI's taxonomy places the organism in Eukaryota, Metazoa, Chordata, Actinopteri, Cyprinodontiformes, Poeciliidae. The record is from RefSeq and is a predicted model, not a curated record.
GGUUGUACAGUUAAGAAGCCAUAAGUAUAUUCUCCUGCUGUUGGGAAACUUGCAGGAAGCUCGGUAUUUCUAAAAAUGCCUAACAAAGCUCAAGAGGAUGCUGUGACCAACCUGAGGACGCUGCAGGAGAUUUCCCAACAACUGGGUUUUGAAUGGGCAGUUCUGGCAUCUGAACUUGGUUUCAGCAGGGCUGAAAUACACCAGUUCCACACCAAAUCACCAGAGAAGAGCGAACAGGCCAGGCUCAUGCUGGAAAGAUGGUAUGAGCGGUCAUGGGACAAGCCAAAUAAGACCAAAAUACUCCAAGACGCACUGGAGCGAGCAGGUCGGCGUGACCUCGCAGAAUGGCUGCGCUGUCUCCACUGGGGUCAUCAGAAGUUGAGUAAAAAGGUGGAACUGCCCUCAGCAUUCCCUUUCAUCAUCACCAUCCAUAAGACCAUCCGCAACCAAGACGCCCUGCGCAGAAUCAACGACCUCAGCCGGAGAUUCACCUGAAAAGACGUGGCUUUUGCAUACAAAGGCCAUGUAUGCAGAUCUGGUCAUAUUUAUUACUGAUCUUACAUUACAUGCAUAAAUUAUAAACCUAGACCAAACACUGACCAAACAACAGAAGCAUCUUAUAUGGA